Molecule: messenger RNA, 132 nt
Organism: Gongylonema pulchrum
Lineage: Eukaryota; Metazoa; Nematoda; Chromadorea; Rhabditida; Gongylonematidae
Source: the annotation of a GenBank genome assembly
AGUCCAAAAUUUGUCUAUUAUGUUUUGGGUCCAAUAGCGAUCUUCGUGAUCGAUCGUAUCAUUGGCAUGAGGCAGCAGUACAAACGACUACAGAUUCUAAGUGGCGCCGUCUUGCCAUCAGGUGACUUUUAA